AUGAUCGAAGUCACUUUUGACGCCCACUUGCCUGAGAGCUUGGAGAGCUUUAAUGCGGACUUUAAUAUAAUGAAUUUUGCCGAUCAAGCCUGUCAAUUUGCGCUUUGCCAUCUGACCACUUGCGCCGUUGCAGCCAUGGGUUGGGGUGGCUGGGGCAAGGGAAAAGGUUAUCAUCACCACCACCAUCCCGUUGAGAGGGCUGUGGCAGAGGUCGCAGUGCUGGGUGGUGCAGCCUUGGCCGGUGCCGCCGUCGCCAGCGCGGUGGCCGCCCCACGUCGCCCAGCUCCAGUGGUUCGAGAGGUGGUCGUGACACCGGCACCGGUGGCCGUGGCUCCAGUGAUGGGAACGCCGGUGGCAGCUACUCCGGUGGUGGUUUACAAAGGCAAGGGCAAAGGCAAAGGAUGGAAAGGGAAAGGAAAAGGCGUGACGGAGGUGCUGGAAGUCCCACCCUUGGGAGUCAGUGCCGUGGGCAUUCCAGCCUCUGGUCUUUCGAAGCAGCAGGGUGUGACCUUCUUCUCGGUGGAUGUGGUGCCAGAAAAGGGGGAGCGGCUCCAUCGCAUGGCACCGCAUGGCUGGAUCAGCCAGGACUUCCCUCCCAAGCACCUCUUUAGUUGUGAAGGUGCGAAGCUGGAAGAUCGACGUCACGGUCUUGAAAGGUGGCUGACGCGGAUCCUGAAUGACCCCCACAGCCGUGGACUUUGGUGCUUGGAGCUUCGUGGGUUCCUGGAAGUGGGCGGUGUGCAUACCCUCCCAGACACAGCGCCAGCGCCGCCGUCAGCCUCGGCACCGGAGCCAGAAGGACAAGUCUUAGAGAUCACCAUUCCAGCUGGCGUCACGAGUGGGCAAAGCUUGUCGGUGACUGUGCCCGACGGGCGUCAACUGACCUUCUGUGUGCCGCCGGAGGCUGCCGCGUCCGCCUCGCUGCAGCUGUGGUUCGAUCCGGUGGCUGGCACGGUGAGCCCCAUGGACGAGGACCCACCUGACUUGAUAGAUCCAGAGGAGGCCUGCCGCUACGCGAGCCAUUGCGCCUCCAGAAAGGUCGUACUUCUCUACUACUUGGGGCCGAGCGUGGCUGUGGCGAGCCUUUGUCCAAGAGGAGAUCCCUCCAAGACGUAUGAGGUACGAAUAACGGAGGAUACGGUGAUCGUGUACUUGAAUGAUGCGUGCGAGCUGUAUUUACAGGCCUCUGGUAUUGAUGUUCCCGAUGGGCUCGCCCAGUCGGCCGCCCGGUCGGCCGUCCGACGGGGCGUUCGUCGUUGCAAGGCUCGCUUCACCCAGACCUUGGCGGCCAUGCCCCGGAACUCAGGCCCCGGCGUGUUCACCUCGAUCCUGGCGAAGCUGGCACGAGAGCGCCGCUGGUGGGAUGUGGAUGCAGUGUUUGCAGAGAUGACGGCCCGCAACAUUAAGCCGAACAGGAUUCACCUCAACGCGGCCAUCAACGUCUUCGCCAAAGCUAGGCGACCGCAGAAAGCAGAAGAAUGGCUGAUUUGGAUGCAGGACAACGACCUCAAGCCAAACGAGGUCAGUUACAACAGCGUCAUCAACGCUUGUGCUCAAACUGGCUACGUCGAGCGUGCUGAGAUGUGGCUCGGCCGCAUGCUGGAAGCGGGUGUCCAAGCGAAUGAGGUGAGCUACAAUAGCGUCAUCAACGCAUGCGCUCAAAAGGGGCGUGUGAGCCGGGCGGAGAUGUGGCUGGAGAAGAUGUUGGCUGCUGGUGUGAAGACUGAUGCUUUCAGCUACAACAGCGUCAUCAACGCUUGUGCACAAAGAAGAGACAUUGAGCGCGCUGAAACAUGGCUCGAGAAGAUGCUCAGCGAGGGCAUCCAAGCUGAUGAAGUGAGCUAUAGCAGCGUCAUCAAGGCCUGUGUACAGAAGGGCGAGCUGGACUUGGCCGGCUACUGGUUGGAGCGUAUGGCGGCCGCAGGGCUUCAGGCCAAUGAGGUCACAUACAACACCGUGGCAGGAGCAUGCCUGGCUGCAGGUGACAAAGAGCGUCUUGAAAGAUGGCGGAAGCUAAUGCGCUUAGAAGAGAGUACGGUCUUGAAGGACCCGCCUCUUCAAAAGCCCUCCAGACCAUCAUCAUGCACCACCAAAAAUCUUGAUGAGGUGGACCAGGAUAUCUUGAGUGAGGUCUUGCCGAAGGGAUUGCCUGAUGCGUGA
This is a messenger RNA of Durusdinium trenchii, 2160 nucleotides long. The record is from the annotation of a GenBank genome assembly. Lineage: Eukaryota; Dinophyceae; Suessiales; Symbiodiniaceae.